Rangifer tarandus platyrhynchus (Svalbard reindeer) is the source of this 411-nucleotide messenger RNA. NCBI's taxonomy places the organism in Eukaryota, Metazoa, Chordata, Mammalia, Artiodactyla, Cervidae. The record is from the annotation of a GenBank genome assembly.
AUGAGGACUCGGAGACUGCCAUCAGCCACCAGCCUGGAGCUCUUCACCUUCUAUGGCUACCUGUCAAUGUCAUACAACUCCAACCUUGAUGAUGCGGCUUUGAAGAGCACUACUCUUCGGAAAAAUUGUAGAUCCAUCUCAAUUGGAAUGGGCACAAGAUGCCCACUGACAAUAAUGACACCACCCCCCCCAUGUGACUUAUCUGGUGGCACAAAUGGUAAAGAAUCUGCCUGCAAUGCAGGAGAACCAAGUUUGAUCCUUGGAUUGGGAAGAUCCCCUGGAAAAGGUCAUGGCCAUCCACCCCAGUAUUCUUGCCUGGAGAAUUCCAGAGACAAAGGAGCUUGGCAGGCUGCAGUCCAUGGGGUCACAAAGAGUAGGACACAGCUGACUGACCAACAUGUUUCUGUGUGA